AUGGGUUUCUUGAGCACUUUUCUGGGACUCCUUGGUUUUGGAUUUGGAAUCCCAAUUGGUCUUUUUAUUGGGUUUUACUUCUUCGUUUACUCUAAGCCCAAAGAUUCAGAGGAUCCAGUCGUUAGGCCACUUCAAGAGCUAGAUACAACUUCAUUACAAGAUAUCAUGCCUGAGAUUCCACUAUGGGUGAAGAAUCCGGAUUAUGAUCGAGUGGACUGGGUAAACAAAUUCCUUUUGGAUAUGUGGCCUUACCUUGACGAGGCAAUUUGUGGCACAAUAAGAAGCAUGGCCCAACCUAUAUUUGCAGAGUACAUAGGGAAGUUUCAGAUAGAAUCUAUAGAGUUUGAGAAUUUAAGUCUUGGGAAUCUUCCUCCAACAAUUCAAGGUCUGAAAACAUAUGAGACAAAUGAGAAAGAACUAGUCAUGGAACCAUCAAUCAAGUGGGCUGGCAAUUCAAAUAUAGUUGUGGCAUUGAAAUUGUUGUCUCUGCGAAUUACGAUUCAGUUGGUGGAUUUACAAGUAUUUGCGGCACCAAGAAUAUCUCUGAAACCUCUUGUGUCUACCUUUCCGUGCUUUGCAAAAAUAGUUGUAUCUUUGAUGGAUAAGCCACACGUAGACUUUGGAAUGAGAGUUCUGGGUGGGGACAUCAUGUCAGUACCUGGCCUAUACCGAUUUGUUCAGGAGACUAUUAAAAAACAAGUUGCAAGUCUAUACCUCUGGCCCCAUUCUCUUGAAAUCCCUAUUCUUGAUGCUUCAACGGUGGCUGUAAAGAAGCCCGUGGGAAUAUUGCAUGUGAAAGUAGUACGGGCAAUGAAACUAUUGAAGAUGGAUUUUCUGGGACUAUCCGAUCCUUAUGUUAAGCUCAGUCUGAGUCAAGAGAGGCUACCAUCAAAGAAAACUACCAUCAAGAAGAAGACCUUGAAUCCUGAGUGGAAUGAGGAUUUUAAGCUUAUUGUGAAAGAACCUGAGUCUCAGAUGUUAAAUAUUCAUGUCUAUGACUGGGACAAGGUUUGUCCCUUAAUCUCCUAUGCUAUCAUUGAUUGA
This is a messenger RNA of Ilex paraguariensis (yerba mate), 1044 nucleotides long. The record is from the annotation of a GenBank genome assembly. NCBI's taxonomy places the organism in Eukaryota, Viridiplantae, Streptophyta, Magnoliopsida, Aquifoliales, Aquifoliaceae.